CUCUUUCCUGGGAGUGGGAGUUUGCUCCAAACUUUGUUUAUGGGACAGUCCGGGAGCCGCGGCGGCCGCGCUGUCUGCUUCUCUUCUGCCUCCUCGCGGAGCGCGAGCGCCUGAGGCCAGUUCGGGGGAUGUGAGAGCAGAAGCCCCUCGGCUGCCAGGCACCGAGUCGGGUCAGGAUUUGCCAGCCGGGCCCCGGCUCCAGCCCUGCAAGCUCGGGACGCACCCUAGCGACCCAGGCCCGACGGCGAGUUCGGGCGGGACGGCGGCCGCCGCACGCCCAGACUCGGCUUCGCUGCGCGCCCAGAAGAUGAAUCCGGCCUCGGCGCCCCCUCCGCUCCCGCCACCCGGGCAGCAAGUGAUCCACGUCACUCAAGACCUAGACACGGACCUCGAAGCCCUCUUCAACUCGGUGAUGAACCCCAAGCCCAGCUCGUGGCGGAAGAAGAUCCUGCCCGAGUCGUUCUUCAAGGAGCCUGACUCCGGCUCGCACUCGCGCCAGUCGAGCACCGACUCGUCCGGUGGUCACCCGGGGCCCCGACUGGCCGGCGGCGCCCAGCACGUCCGCUCGCACUCGUCGCCCGCGUCUCUGCAGCUGGGCACCGGCGCGGGCGCUGCGGGCAGCCCGGCGCAGCAGCACGCGCACCUCCGACAGCAGUCCUACGACGUGACCGACGAGCUGCCGCUGCCCCCGGGCUGGGAGAUGACCUUCACGGCCACUGGCCAGAGGUACUUCCUCAAUCACAUAGAAAAAAUCACCACAUGGCAAGACCCUAGGAAGGCGAUGAAUCAGCCCCUGAAUCAUAUGAACCUCCACCCAGCUGCCACUUCCACACCAGCGCCCCAGAGGUCCAUGGCCGUGUCUCAGCCGAAUCUCGUGAUGAAUCACCAGCACCAGCAGCAGAUGGCACCCAGCUCCCUGAGCCAGCAGAGUCUCCCUCCUCAGAACCCACCAGCAGGGCUCAUGAGUAUGCCCAACGCGCUGACCACGCAACAGCAGCAGCAGCAGAAACUUCGGCUUCAGAGGAUCCAGAUGGAGAGAGAGAGGAUUAGGAUGCGUCAAGAGGAGCUCAUGAGGCAGGAAGCCGCCCUCUGCAGACAGCUCCCCAUGGAAGCCGAGACUCUAGCCACAGUUCAGGCUGCUGUCAACCCACCCGCCAUGACUCCAGACAUGAGAUCCAUCACUAAUAAUAGCUCGGAUCCUUUCCUCAAUGGGGGGCCAUAUCAUUCGAGGGAGCAGAGCACCGACAGCGGCCUGGGGCUAGGGUGCUACAGUGUCCCAACGACUCCGGAGGACUUCCUCAGCAACGUGGAUGAGAUGGACACAGGAGAAAAUGCAGGACAGGCACCCAUGAACAUCAACCCUCAGCAGACCCGUUUCCCUGAUUUUCUUGACUGUCUUCCGGGAACAAAUGUUGAUCUAGGAACUUUGGAAUCUGAAGAUCUGAUCCCCCUCUUCAAUGAUGUAGAAUCUGCUCUGAACAAAAGCGAGCCUUUUCUAACCUGGCUGUAAUCAGUACCAUUGUAGCUUGGAUGCAGCCGUGACCUGACAUUUCCUGGGCCUCUUGGAAAAAGCGAUGGAGCAGAGCAAGUCUGCACGUGUGCCGCUUACUUACUGCCUCCGUGACGCAUGCUCCCUCCUUUCCUUGUGGCCAGUUUAAUCAUUGCCUGGAUUUGAUUGACAGUAACUUAAGUUAAACAUAAAUAAACAUUCUAUUUUCAUUUUCUGCAAGCCUGCCUUCCUGUGAUGGGUUAUGCAGAAUUGUUUCAGCAGAAUUGAUUAUGCAGAAUUGCUUCUCUGCUUUCCUUUCUGCUGCCCCAUGACUAAGCUUUAUGGGUGUUAGUUGAAAUUUAUACAUCAAUUGAUUAUAAACCAUGAAAAGCUGACCACAGGCAGUGACUUCUGACAGGCGGCUCGGUCCAGGAAAUGUACACAAAAUUCAACCUGAUUUACAGUUCCAAAAACUGUGUUGAUGACAUUAGUACCAAAUGCUUUAAAAAAUAUUUAACUUGAGCUUUAAAAAUCAUUGUACAGGUAGUAAAAUUCUGCUGUUUGGAAUACAAUGUAGUCUGGGAUCCAUGCUGGUUCUGUUGGUUCUUAUUACCCUGUAUUCACAAAGGCACACACAGUCCUAUUGUAGUUUAUCCUUCAGCAGCAUUAGUCACAGCUCCUACACUAAGAUCUUAUGAAAGAGACCAGUUUGGUACCAAUUAUGAACAUUUAUUAAACAAAGGUUUUUAAAAUUACAAGUUGGAUUUUUUUUUUUAAACUGCAGCUUAGAACUCAAUGUUUAUUUUAUGAAGCACUAUCAUUUUGUAGCUGAUGACAAAGGGCAGUCAAAUGUUUUUGAUAAAUCAGGACAACUGUAUUUUUGUCUUUUGAAACUGUUCUGAAAACAUCAGGACCACAUAGCUUUCAACCUGAUGGCACGCACAGUAAGCUGUUGCUUUUAAAAUUCCAAAGCCUUGUCGGUUUUGCUUCUUUCAAGAUUUCAAGUGUUUAAAAUAAUCUUAUCUAGGAAACUGUUUGAAGGAUGAAGCAGAUCUCUGACUGACAUGUAAAAAAAAUGCCCCCUGAGGGUGUAUGGUGGAGACAUGUUUCUGAAGUCACUAAUGUUGAUUCCUAAGUAUAUUAUCCUAACCUUGUUUGCUACAGUUGGUAUAAAAAGGCAUGAAAUAUGUACUCAAUACCUCUUAUGUAACCAAAACCGUUUUUUAUUAGCUUUUAAGGACUGAGAGAGAGCAUUGGGUUUGCCUGGCAUGCCCCCUGCCUGCAUUGCCAAUGAAGUCCUCAACUGUUUAAUAUUUUGAACGGACAUUAUUUAUAAUCUAUGAAUUUAAUAUCUUUUUUUGAGAGACGUUAAUAAUGCAGGUCUCUGAGAGGAACCUUUCCAUUCCCAAGGGGCUUAUUUGCUGGGGAUCUGAGAUCCUUUUCGAUCUACCAGAAGAUAGAUGGGCAGAAUACAUCUUAUCUUGUUGGAAAGAAAGCAAGUGUAAAGGUCAGAGACGAAGUAGUAAAGUUAGGGAAUAUAGUGGAAAGGCUGUUAGGUGUGAAAUGGAAAUAGACAAGCUGUAGUACCCCAAAAGCAAGACGAGCAGGAGGUAUGAGGUGCCCCCAAAGAGCAAAGCAACGAUUUUCUCCUACAGUCUUUGUACCAAAAGACUGUUGUAGAAGAAAAGAAGGCUUUGGUGCACUUUACGUGGGAGAAGGAGGGACAGGGCUAGUGUUGCCCUGUCUACGCUGAUGUUAAGUGUGUAGGCGGACAAGACCGUAAACCUACCAUUGCUUCCAACACAAUGAAGUGACUUUUUUCCCCUGAAGGACCCAUGGUUUCUGUUCCUCUGAUUCCUUCUCUCUCUCUCAAAGCGCUCUGAGAGAGAUGGGGGUAGAUGGGGGUAGAUGUUUCUUUUGCUACUAAAUUGAAGGGAGCACUAUUUCUUUUCCUCUUGUGUUAGCAAUAAUUGCAAAAAGCAUUGUACAUUCUUUCUAAGAAAAAGCAAAAAAAAAAAAAAAAACUCAAAAACAAGGGACCUAGUAAAACUGAGCAGUGUUACUGUAUUUUUAAAAAAUAUUUUUAUAGACUCAUUUUCAGGUUAUUAAACAUAAAAGAAACAGAUACCCCUCUCUUUUUAAAGUAGUUAAAACAUCGAUGAUUUGUAUUAUCAAUUUUUAGAAGUAAUUUCCUAGUAAGCUUGUGGCAUUAGAAAAUACUAGAAGAAUUUUUUUAGUGAAAUUAGUCAGAACGUUUAUUAAUGAACAUAACAAUUAUUUUUCCAGAAUUAACUAUGGACCCUGACUACGUGUUUACUAAUAAAUGAAGCCAGAUAUAAUUUUUGUUGUUAUUUUUAAGGCCAUAAAAUAUGGCCUU
Molecule: messenger RNA, 3866 nt
Organism: Balaenoptera musculus (blue whale)
Lineage: Eukaryota; Metazoa; Chordata; Mammalia; Artiodactyla; Balaenopteridae
Gene: WWTR1
Product: WW domain containing transcription regulator 1
Exons: 7
Coding region: 308-1510 (400 amino acids)
Biological process (GO): positive regulation of transcription by RNA polymerase II; hippo signaling
Cellular component (GO): cytoplasm; nucleus
Molecular function (GO): protein binding; transcription coactivator activity; transcription corepressor activity
Source: RefSeq, a predicted model, not a curated record